Cucurbita pepo subsp. pepo (vegetable marrow) is the source of this 645-nucleotide messenger RNA. Lineage: Eukaryota; Viridiplantae; Streptophyta; Magnoliopsida; Cucurbitales; Cucurbitaceae. The record is from RefSeq and is a predicted model, not a curated record.
CUCCACGCCUACGCCCUUCACCUUCCUAUUCUUCUUCUGAAAGCUUCUUCUUCUUCUUCUUCUUCUUCUUCUUCUUCUUCAAUUGCAUGGCCGCCGCUUCUAACCUUAUCAUCGCUGCUCGACCACGACUCGCCCAUUUGCGGAACCCACUCCGCCGCCUCUCGCCCUCUCUCUUCACCCUCCGGGCAGGUCAUUGGUCAGCGUAUGAGAAGAACCCAGAGGAGGAAGUCUGCCCGACAGUGGUGCCAGAUCAUAUGAUCCACUCCAUAUCCGAAGACUACUGGGCGCCACAUCCCCAAACCGGAGUUUUCGGCCCACCAAUAACUCAACACAAUCCUGUUCCUAGCGACACGUCGGCUGGCGGCGCCAAAGAGGGCUCCGUUCUGGAGCUGAAGGUUUGGUUCCGACACGUGGAGCUGGAGGACCCUGAGAAGCCACACGCCCUGUAAUCUCCACGGCUAUGAUAAGAUAUAAUAUUAUUAUAAUAAUAAUAAUAAUAAGCUUACGUGCAUGCAGGGGUGUAAGAAGAAGUUUAUGUGUAUUAUUUGGAUUGAGUGGUGUGUUUGUAUUUCCAAGCUGUAUUAUGAACGUGUGUGCUACACCAACUUUGCAGCUCGUUUCAUUAUUAUAAUCUCUUCUCGUAAA